AAAUUGAUGGUAAGUAUCAUAGUAGGAUGGUAAAAGAACCUCACCUUGUUAUUUUGAGAGAACCGAAUUCUCGAUUGAUUGGUUACGCAAGACUGGUAGAGGAAAGUGCUGAAUACAAAACAACAAAAUUGAAUGAAUUUUUCAACGAUAAAAACAUAUCUCUGGAUGCAUUGAUUGGCAUAUGCACUGACGGUGAGCCAACAAACACUGGCACACACGGUGGAAUUAUACGAAGAUUCGAAUUGCUGCUAAAAAGACCAUUGCAUUGGUUUGUUUGCCUUCUACACUUCAACGAACUUCCGUUUCGACAUUUGUUUGGGGUUUUGGAUAAAUCAUCCACCACUGGACCAACAUCAACAACCGGGAAACUAAGCAAGCAAAUUGAAAAUUCUGAAGCUCUUCCGGUGGUGAGCGACUUUCAGAGAAUUGCGUUGGAAAAUAUGCCUCCUGUUGCAGAACAGCACGAAUAUUCCACCGAUUCGCAGUACUUAUACGACAUGGCACAUGCAAUUUCUAAUGGCGUGGUUUCUGUGGAUCUGGCUAACAUAAAACCAGGGAAAAUUGUACAUUCUCGCUGGCUCACCAAGGCCGCUAGAUUAUUACGAUUAUAUGUGACAAUGAAAAAACCACCUAAAAAUUUAAGAAUUCUGGUUGAAUUUAUAAUUAAGGUUUAUGUGCCAAUGUAUUUUAAUAUCAAGUAUUACAGCUCUGUCGUGUACGGUAGUGUAUUAUUUUUCAAGUACAUUACUUGGGCACAAUUUCUGGAGCCAAAUUUACGCACUGUUGUCAAUCAUGUAAUUAAAAAUAAUCCAUAUUUUGCACAUUCGGAAAAUAUCUUGCUAUCAAUGUUGUUUGAUGAUAGGAAAGAGGUGCGCGACUCUGCUAUCAAGAAAAUUUUACGAUAUCGAGACAAUGUUGAAGACCCAUCGGAACUUAGAGAAUAUAAAAAACCAGAUAUAAACUUCCAUUGCUUCGAUUACACGAAAAUGAUCGAUUUGACUGAUAAAAAUAACGUAUUUGAACCACCAUUCACGCGAAUCAUUCCGUAUGAAACAUUGAUAGCAUAUUUAAAUGAAGAUGACUCACCAUUUACUGAUCCGCAUAUUCCAUUACAUAUACAAGGAACGGAACAACACGUUCAACUGCUAGCUAGCGUUUCCAAACGAGUAAUAUCGGAAAAUGUAGAGGCUGUUAUGGAGGCGACAUUAGAGAGCCGUGCGAAAUUGCCCAGUGUUGAAACCAAAAAAGACUUCAAACAAUAAUUUUUUAGUUUCUUUCCUAUGUUCUGAUCGAAUAAAUUUUUAAAGAGAAAACAAAAAUCCAAAAACAAAAAAAAAACAUUUUUUUCCUAGAAACUUCAUUUGUGCGGAAAAAUA
Wyeomyia smithii (pitcher-plant mosquito) is the source of this 1376-nucleotide messenger RNA. RefSeq lists its product as uncharacterized. Bases 27 to 1262 code for a protein of 411 amino acids. The transcript is spliced from 2 exons. Lineage: Eukaryota; Metazoa; Arthropoda; Insecta; Diptera; Culicidae. The record is from RefSeq and is a predicted model, not a curated record.